AGGAACCGCCUCACUUUCGUCUAAGCGAUGGCCGCAGUCAGAAGUGAGUUCCCCAGCAAACCGAACAGUAACACCUAUACCAAUUCCAAAUUUGAUGACCUGAGGUCGGUGAAAAAACGAGUUACCACGUGUUUGAAGAAAUUGUGCGAAAAACUCCAGGCGCCCGGAUCUUUCCGCAAGAGUUCCUCCAGCCGAUUUCAUAAGAUUUUCGUGAGGGCCGACUAUUCCGAUUGCUCCAAGUUUGUGCGCCGGUUUCAGAAAAUCUUUAAAUCGGCGCGAAAAACCGAAUCGCCGGAGUCCUGGAAAGUGCCGUUGGCUCAUGACGUCACCAGGCAGAGCAGCAUUCAUCAGUUGCAAAUCGUAGCCAGACUUUUCUCAUCCACCCAGAUUUCCACCGAGGAAAUCAUCUACAACAACAUCAGCUUCAACAGCAGAAAAAGCCAGAGCCACAGCAGCAACAUGACCAUUAUUGAAAGCAAUUAUAUAGCUGUGCGGGAGGAGUACCCCGAUAUUGAUGCCGAGGUGCGCGCCAUAUUGCUGAGCCACGCCCAGAAUGGGAUUACGAUAUCGAACAUCAAGAGUGAAUAUCGAACACAGACGGGCAACCCCUUUCCAGUGCAAGAAAACGUGACGGACUUCCUGCUGACCAUUCCCAAUGUGACCGCCGAGUGCAGUGAGUCCGGCAAGAGGAUCUUCAACCUGAAGCCAAACACGAAGAACCGUCACCUGCUGGACUUGGUUCUCAACCAGAAGCAGCGCACCAGCGACACCAGCAGUGGCGCUCCGUCCGUGGAGAGCCAUUCACGUCCACCUCCCUACUACUGGAGGAAUUCGUACAAGCGGAAGGCUCUUUCCCAGCUGGACAGCAACCUGAACAUCAGGCCGAAAACGGCGGACUACCAGGCCAAGGAUAUAGCCACCAAGGCGGCUCCGCUGCCGCAACUGGCCAAGGAGGCAGCGGAGUCGAAUUGGUGCUACCAGGACAAUUGGAAACAUCUCAACAACUACUACCAGCAAUCCAGUGCAAAUGAACCGCAGAUUCCAGUGCCCAUCAACAUCUAUACCGAUGCAACAGAGGAACCAAACCAAUUUGCUGUUCCCGAGCACCUGCCACCCUGCAAGAACCACAAGCAGAACACCAAACCAAACGAUAACCAACAUUUGGGCAUUUUUAUGCGUCCCUAUAAUGAUAUGAACGUACUCAAGAAACGACGCGAUUUGACGCCAACACCCACGACUUUAUCCAGCGGAACCUUUAACGAUUCGAUUCUGACGAUGAGUUCGGAUUACGAUGCCUAUCUACUGGACUUUCCGCUCAUGGGCGAUGACUUCUUGCUAUAUCUCGCCCGCAUGGAGCUCAACUGUCGAUUCAAGCGAUACGAGCGGGUCCUCCAGUCAGGACUUUGCGUCUCCGGGCAAACGAUCAAUGGCGCCCGGAACCGGUUGAAGAAAGCAAACCUUCCCGAGGGGACGCAGAUCAUUGUCAAUAUUGGUUCUGUGGACAUAAUGAGGGGCAAGCCCUUGGUUCAGAUCGAACACGAUUUCCGGCUGCUCAUCAAGGAGAUGCACAACCGGCGCUUUGUGCCGAUCCUGACCAACCUGGCACCGCUGGCGAACUACUGCCACGAUACGGUCAUGUGUGAUAAGAUGUCCCGAUUCAACAAGUUCAUCCGCAGCGAGGGGUGUCAUCUGAAGAUCAUUGACAUCCACUCCUGCCUGGUCAACGAAAGGGGCAUAGUGCGAUUCGAUUGUUUUCAAAGUUCACCACGGCAGGUCACUGGUUCUAAGGAGCCAUAUCUGUUCUGGAACAAAAUCGGGCGGCAGCGCGUGCUGCAAACAAUCGAAACGAAUCUGGAGUAUUAAGUUUGGUGAUAAUUCAGGAUAUAUAUUGACUGGGCUGGCACCGGAACCAACCGAGAUGAUGAUGAUGUUUUUACGAUUUGUCCAAGCUGCUGGCAGGCUGUUUUUACGGAAUUCGCUUAAUUUUAAUUUGUUUUAUAUGUAUGUCCUUUGUCUUUGUUUA
Molecule: messenger RNA, 2023 nt
Organism: Drosophila ficusphila
Lineage: Eukaryota; Metazoa; Arthropoda; Insecta; Diptera; Drosophilidae
Product: maternal effect protein oskar
Exons: 4
Coding region: 28-1863 (611 amino acids)
Source: RefSeq, a predicted model, not a curated record